This is a messenger RNA of Cyanistes caeruleus (blue tit), 5602 nucleotides long. NCBI's taxonomy places the organism in Eukaryota, Metazoa, Chordata, Aves, Passeriformes, Paridae. The record is from RefSeq and is a predicted model, not a curated record.
ACACAGCACCGGGCCCAGAAAGCUCCCCCUGGGCAACACAGGCACUGUGAGCGAUGUUUCAGCCGGCACUGUCGCGCACCCAUUGAGGUCUCCGUGUCCUGCAUGGUGAUCAGCUGCCGCCUCCACUGCGGGGCCACCUUCCACAUGUGCAAGGAGGAGGAGCACAAAUUACUCUGCCCCUUGGAGCAGGUGUCCUGCCUCAACUCAGCCUAUGGCUGUCCUUUCUCCAUGGCCCGCUUUAAGCUGGGGAAGCACCUCCAGGUCUGUCCAGCCAGUGUUGUCUGCUGCUCGAUGGAGUGGAACCGCUGGCCAAACGUGGAUUCAGACACAACCCUGCACAAGAAUAUUAUGAAAGAGACCUUGAACGAAGAAUGUCUGGACACAGCUUUGGCACUCAGAGACCAGAAGAUACUUUUCAGGACUUUGAAAAUAGCUGAAUUAUUUCCAGAGUGGAGGAAAAAGGAUGAACUGGAGGAACUAAUGGAUCAAGCCAUGGGUGGGGAAGCAGGUGCUGUGGGAGGAGCUGCCUGUGGUUCCCAAGAGGGCAAUAACCAGUCUGAGCUCAGUCAGCGUGAGCGGGAAGAUUUGGCAAAGGACAAAGAAGGAAUGGACCUGGGGAGUUACAAAACCUGGGAGAACAUUUUCAGCAAAGAGCUUCUGGCUUGCCAGGUAACGGGCUCAGCAACCAGCACAGGACAAAAGACGGAGGAGGCUUCCAAGAAAACAGCAUCAGCCUCUCAUGCUGCCAGCUCCACAGAAAAGGCAAAGGAAGGACCUGAUGGUGCAGAAGAAGGAAAGGGCCAAAAGUCUGAACAAGUAACACCAAGUAGAGAACUGAAUGGACUGGCUCCCUGGCAAGAAGGGGUCCUGGAAAGGCUGAAGAAGGAAGUCGGUGUAGCUGAUUACAACAUGUAUCUGGUGCAUCACGGGGGAAUGCUCAUCCGCUUUGGCCAGAUGGCUGCUUGCACUCCGAGAGAAAAAGACUUUGUCUAUGGGAACUUGGAAGCCCAGGAGGUGAAGACUGUCUACACCUUCAAAGUGCCAGUUAGUUACUGUGGCAAAAGAGCACGACUAGGAGAUGCACUGGGUCACAAAAUGCCAACUUCAGACAAGUCAGUGGAUACCUCAGAACUGGGAAUAAAUGUAGAAGAACUACCUAAGACAAACAUCGUUGAAGCCACGCUGCUGUGUGCUCUGGAAAAAGAGCUGAAAGGCCAUGAGAUCUCUGAAGCAAGAGGUAUCGAUGGACUCUUUGUGGAUUUUGCAACACAGACAUACAGCUUUCCUUUGGAGCCCUUCUCCUCUGGUGCAGUUCUAGCAGAUGUUCUGGAUGAAAACAGCCCACCAGAACUGCACAUGGAGCUCUACACUGAAUGUGUAACCAGAAGACACAACAAAAGCAGUUCAGCUUUCACAUUCACUUGCAGUCAUUUCUUUAGGAGGGAUGAGUUCCCAUCCCACUUCAAGAAUGUGCACGCUGAUAUCCAGUCAUGCCUGGACGGGUGGUUCCAGCAUCGCUGCCCACUGGCCUACUUGGGAUGUCCUUUUGUCCAAAAUCACUUCCGCCCUGAGGGACUUAAGGCCAAGGUUAUUUACAGCAAGCCUCUCAAGACAUUUGCUAUUAAGCCAGAGGUGGACACCAUACUUGCUGAACCAGGCAAGUGCAAUUUCACAGUGGAUAGUCGAGGGAGAAACAAGGACUUGCUGAGCAGCCUCCCAGUGGAAGUGCUCAAGUACAUUGCAGGAUUCCUGGACAGCUUCAGUUUGUCUCAGCUAUCACAAGUAUCAGUGCUCAUGAGGGACAUCUGUGCCACCCUUCUUCAAGAGAGGGGAAUGGUCCUGCUGGUCUGGGAGAAAAAAAGAUAUUCGCAUGGUGGUACUUCUUGGAGAGCUCGCAAAAAGAUCUGGCAGUUCAGCAGCCUGUUCUCCAGAGUUCACAACUGGCAGCGCAGUGACGUCCCGAGCAUGUCGGAGCACCUGAGGAAUUGUCCCUUCUACCAGGCAGAGCACAGGACGGACCCCGUGCUGCUGACGGGCAUGACUGAAUCUCGGGAGCAGACUCGAAAGACUUUGGUCUCUACUUUCAAGCACAGAGUCUGAACAGCUUGCUUCCCCUCUGCCAUGCUUCCUUCAGGGCUCCUGAGAUGAAGAUUUGGGGAUUCAGAUGUAAAGAUUGUUGCUUCCAACUCUCCUUUGGACCUACAAAAUUGGCUUCUCCCCAGCUGCGUUUGCAACAUCUGCUUUUUUUUUUCUCCCCUGCAUUAAUUUGUUAAAACUUCAACCAUUGCUUACUAACAUCACAUGCUUUCUGUUUAUGUUUCUGUUCCUGGUUUGAUACAGCAUCUUGAAGAAAGCAAUGAGGAUCUUAUUUGAAAACAGCAUUUUUACUUCCUUGAAGGUAGGCUGCUGCUCCUGUACUAUGUGCCUGAGGGAAGCAAGAGCAGUUAAUCUAUUUAGCUCAAAUAAAUCUGAAACACCUUAGUUUUGUCUGGAAAGCCAAGUUCUUGGAGCACAAGUAGAUGCCCUCCUGCCUGGCAGACCUGGGGACUGCUAACCUGCUCUGAGACAUGGGCAAAAGAAAAGGACACCCCAAAAUUACGUGAAUUAAUUAGAACUCUGGUGAGAACUUGGGAAUUCACUGUGCAGCCACAGACCAUCAUUUAGGACCCUAACUAAAGCAAGCAGGCCUAGCUGAGUGCAAGCCUAAAGCUGAGCUCGUAGGAGCGUUCAAACCAAACCAAAGCAAACAAACUUGCUCUUUGUUAGAAGUAAUUUUAGAGACUCAAUUGACUUUUUAUAUUUUAAGGUAACAACUUUCUGUGGUUUAUCUGAAAAUUCAUUAAAGCUAUUAAAGAAUAUUUGAAGUCAUUUUUAAAAUGCCUAAAAUGCCUGAAAAAAAUGAGUUUUGCAGUUGUAAAUUGCAAAUUCUAAUUGUAAGCAACUGGAAACAGGAUGUCAAAGAAAUAAUAUUCUUUUCCAUAAAAGAUAAGUAAUUCAGUAGCCCAUUCAGAAAAGUAUGGGUAAUAUUUGCUUCAAUUAAAUGGGCUAGAGCAUAGAAUCUUUUUUUUACACAGCAGAAAAGUGAUUAGAAUUUGGUUUAUCUUUUAAUAAAUACACUAACUUCAACCAGAAUGGGCUUGCUGAGGCAACAGAUGAGAGAAAACAGGCAUGUUACCAGCAGUGUCUGUCUCAUUACACUAUUUGAACCUAUUUCAGUGGUGCUAGUCAGAAAUGGCAUGGAUGUGGUGGUGGGUGAGAUUCCUCUGAAAUGGCCAUAGACUUAUUUGUCAGCUUGGGACAGUUUCCAGCCACUGCACAGCCACAGGGUGCUGACUCACCCCCUUUCUUUUUGAAGCUCAUAGAGAGAAGUGUGAGCUCAGGACUGAAGUCCGGCUUUCAUCUCUCUCUUGGGUAAGAGAACCUUGUUGAGAGCUGGGAUAUUUGCUGGACUAGUGCUCUUCUCACCUGGGCUGGCCAGGUGCAAACUGGCUCUGGUAGAUGGAUGAGUGCCACACUUGCCAUCCUCAGCCCCAGUGCAGAAGGAGCCCCUCUUACCCAGAGAGGCUGCUGAAGAACCUGAGCUGAGUGCUUGGUAAUCGAAGGCAUGAAUUGUGUGGUGACCCAAACCACUCUAAGGGCAGCUCAGCUUUGUCUACACUAGCAGCUUAAGUGGGCCCUGUGAGAUUUUUAACCAUAUGAGGAUGUUUUUUAUCUCCAGAUACACACCCUCAGGAGCAUACAGUAUGAGAUGUGAGGACAGUGGAAUGGUCUCGGGAAAAAGAAAAGCAGCAGGUUUUUUGUGUUGUUGUUGUUGUUUCGGUUUUUUUAUGCUACUCUAUUUUUUGCCCCUAGAGAUCCUUCCUGGGAAGUCUCAUAAUGCUCUAGAUAUGAAAAUAAACUCUGCACAUGCAUCCUGCAGAAAACACAAGUAGCAUCCCAGGUUUAUGAAGAGGAAACUGAAGGAGAUGAACACAGGGAACCUAAGCUGGACCAACAGCAGUUAGAACCAGAUGCUUUGAUCCUUCAUCCUUGUGGCUUAAGCCACUGCACAAAAACAAACAGUCCAUCCUUUAAAGCUGCUGACAAAAACUCACCUGUCCUCAAAAUGUUCCAUAUAACAUAAGUUGCCCAAUAUUAUCUCCUUGUCUGACCGAGCAAAAUUGACAGAUGUGGAAAUAUGCAGCCAGAAUUUCUAGACUUCCUAGGUCUCUAGAAUUCCUAGGUCUCUACAUCAGGGCCUCAUUCUUCACUUAUCAUGUAUCUGAUUUUGAAAGAUGCUGAGCACCCAACUGUUGCUGCAGACCACAGUAUAUGCAAAUGCAUACCCAAAAAAAUGGGUGCCAGAUUCUCUGCUGGGUGCUUGAAAAUGGAGCCACUUGCUUUUAUGGAUAAUUUGGGGAGGGUGGAAAAAAAAGUUGCUUAAAUAAUAAGAUCUAAGAGUAAGUCAAUGUUCAAGGCUGGCUUGAGGCACCAUGAAAAAUUUCAGCCUGUUCUUGUCACUCCCUGCUCCUGGAGAUGGCAUGACUUCAGUUCCAGCCUUAUUACAAUAGAUCCUGCUUCUUCCCUCCACAGGAGAUGCCUGAGUCAGACUUCAGGGGCAGGCAACCUUUGGAAAUUCAAUGGUUGAUGGUGUAGGUCAGAGUUAGGAAUAUGGGAACCUCUACCUCAUGGGAUCAUCCAGGGUGUGCACAGAACAUCCAGGAGACUGGAUCAUUUCCCUUCUGGUAUUCCUACAGGGCAUGCUGGAGGAACACACGAUGUUCGUUCAUAGAGAGACAUUUGCUCCUGUGAAUAUAUAGGUGUAUUUCUGUAAACUCUAAAUUUGAUUAAGUAACCUUCAGCACAUCCAGUGAAAGCUGAAGAUCCACAACCAAAAUCUUCAGGUUAACCCUGAAAAUCUUUGGGUUAACCUGAUCUGGGAGAGGCAAAGCUGUACAGGGAAGGGGAAAUCAGCCUUCCAUAUCUGCAUACUCGCCUGGUAAAUGUCAGCAGGGAGCUGCUCCUCACUUCAUCCCAGCCUUACCAGGAGUGGAGAGCUGUGGGUUGGUGUCAGAUGCAGCUUUAUUAGUCUAAGGGUCAUGCCAAGCUAGCUCAGUGUUGAUGGUCCUGCCCAUUAGCAGAGUCAGGAGGAUUUAGGAGCUGGAUGGAACUGAAUUUUCCUACACUCUGUGUCUUGGUGAGCACAAUGCUGGCUUAUUUAAAAGGUGAGAGGCUUCAGUUUGGGCUCAGCAAGUCCUUAUCUCCUGGUUUAAGUUUGUAAUUUGGCCAAGAAAACUUUGUCUAUAUUUCAGCUUGAGGAAUUUGAUUAGAAGAAACUGAGCAUUUGGUGUUUUUCAAAAUAGUCUAUUGUUUUGGCAGGGUCUGAACUGGAAAAGGGGACCCAUUCCAGCAGAGCAUUGAGGCUGCUCUCAAUCCAGCCCCCACACUCUGGAUCUUCAUGACUUUGAUCUUGUUUGUGCUGUCCACAAGUCCUGUGAAGUGCAAGAGCAACACUCCACAGACUCCAGGCUGGCGUGUCUUGCAGUGUUUCCUCUCACUGGAAAAGUGGAAGUGAAAUGAAGGCAUCGUGGAAACCAGAAAAGUCAGAGUAGGGCAAAAAAAA